Pelagomonas calceolata is the source of this 2529-nucleotide messenger RNA. The record is from the annotation of a GenBank genome assembly. Lineage: Eukaryota; Pelagophyceae; Pelagomonadales; Pelagomonadaceae.
AGGAGAGCGCAGCAAGACGCUGCCCAACAAAGGGGAAAGUACGCACAUCGACUGGAAAACGGCGGCAUGGCAGCGCCCUCGCAGCGCAUGGCCAGCCAGGCCUCGCCCAAGGCCGCCGUGCGCGACGCCAAGGAGGCGCGCAACGCGCGCAUCCGCCGCUCCGCGUCGUUCCGGUCGAGCAUCACGGAAACGCUCUCUCCCCUAGAACAGCUGCACCUGCCCAUCGGCUUCGCGUCCGUCCCGCCGGACCACCACAGCAAGCGCGAUAGUCGGAAUAGCCUCGACGACGACGUCGAGGUCCACGUCGAACCGCGGAAGAUCGUCGUCUCGGACUGCGUGGCCCACGGCGUGCGGGCGCCGGGCGCGCGCGACGGCAUGGUGCUCGUGGCGGACGGCUCGAGGUCGCCGCGGGCGAUGAAGCUGUUUCGCGUGAUGCGCGGCGACUACUUGAAGCGGCCCUGGGACGCGGCGCCGCACCUGCUGCCGGACCUGAUCAAGCAGGACCGCGAGCCGUGGGAGGACCGCGUAGCACAAUGUGUGAAACGGCGGCGCGAGUUGGAAAGGGCGUUCCGGGCGAAGACGCUGCACGAGCUGGGGCGGGACGACCGCCGGCGCGCGCGCGCGGCGCGGGCGCACAAGGACGCGGCGCUCCUCCGCAUGGUCGCGCUGGGGGCGCGCGCCGAGUUGAUGAAGGGCGAGCUCCUGCGGGACCGCCGCGAGGCCGCCGAGGAGGAGGAUGACGACCACGAGGAACAAGCGGUCGCGGCGACGCCGUCGCCGAAGCAGCGGUCGCGGAGACGCGACCGGCGCAGGGCCGCCGAAGCUUUAACGGGAGAAUCGUCGACGAAAAUAGGUCGGUGGUGGCUCGGGCUCAAGAUACGGUGGCUCCUCAACGGCAUAAGCAUCGCGCGGCGCGUCCGCGUCACGCUCACGGUGACCAAGAUCACGCAACAGAUCAUAGCCAAGUACCGGAACCGCGUCUAUCGACGGAGCGCGGACAUCAUCCACCACUUCCUGGCCAAGGCCGAGAAGUGCCAGGGCAAGCGCGGCAUGAAGUUACUCGUGAGGAAGAUCAAGCUCGCGCAGCGCAUGGUGCGCGGCUGGGUCGCGACGCGGCAGGCGCGGAUCGCGGCGUUGCACCGCGCCUUUGCGCUCGCGGAGAUCGACUUCCAGCACGAGCUCGACAGAAGGCGCGUCGAGGUCGAGGUCCACGCUAUCCGACGGACAUCGCAUCCGGACUCCAUGUUCUACGCUGUGUGGAAAUCAACCAGUGUGUCGGUUCAGCAAGAAGGCGCCGUGAAAUUUUGAUUUCCACACAGGUUCUACGACCGCGCCCAGGCUCUGGCUACGGCGGACCACCGGCUGCAGGCGAUCUUGCCCAUCGAGGGCAAUAGUCUCGUGGCGCAGGUCUUGCGGAGGGCCGAAAUCCGGAGCCGGGAUCCGGAACGGGCGUCGCGGGAGCUUCGGGAAGAGGUCAUCGUCGACGACCCGUACCACCACGCGGUGUUCAGUCGCAAAGAGCGGACGAGGACCGUGGAGGAGGUCUUACGAAGAGUGCGCCGAUGGCACGGCACGCACGCCGUCGAGGCCUACGAAAAGUAUUUACAGAAGUGCCACGAGGUCCGCGCCGACGACGUCCGCGCCCGUGUAGAAAUCAAAUUUGUCGCGACGCGUCUCCGCUUAUGGUUGAAUCAUAAAUUCCACGCCAUCGACGCGGCACCUUCUCGACGGCAUGGCGGUGUGGGUUUUACACUCGCCCCUCGCGCUGCGCGGCGCCGUGACGAACGAGCCCGGCGCUCGUGCUCCGCUACGAGCGCGCCGGCGACGAGGCGGUCGAGGACGCGCCCGCGUGGCUGCAAAGCGCCCCGGUCGUCGUCGAGGUGACCGCAGCAGCAAACCAACAAUUGGCGGUCACCGAGGCGCCGGACGUGGUCGGCGUCGUGCGUUUUGAGGGCGUGGCCGUGGCGCCCGUGCCAGCCAGCACGGGCACGUCGUCGCCGAGAAUGACUCUGCGAUGCACCCGACUUACUGGUUGAUUCAUGCACAGGUGCGGAUCAUGCUCGCGAAGCCCGGGCGCCUCACACGGCAGGACACGCUCGACGUCCUGCAGCGGCCCGCGGACAAGGUGUCGCGGUACCCCAUGUUUCGGCCGCUCACAGGGCCGCACAACGUUCUCGAGGAGAUGCGCGUCGAGCUGGAACCUGUGUGGAAAUUUACGGCGCGUUCGUCCUGAAUCGCCGCGUAUCUAGACCUCCACGCCAUCGCCGCGACGCCUGCUCAAUACGUGGCGGUGUCGGUUCCUCACAACUCGACUCAGCCAGCACGGGCACGACGACAAACUGGUUGAUUUGAUUUCCACACAGGCUGGAACGGGUGCACGCGUGGCGCCACCCGCCGCGCAAGGAGCGGUCGAAGCGCAAGCGCGCGGCGCGCGUCAUUCAGGCGCGGUGGCGCGGGACCCCGCUGAAGCCCGAGGUGGACCGCGACGCGCUCGAGGCGAUCUUCACGGAGUUCUGCCGGGUCUACCGC